UGAAUUAGUUCCCAACUCGAAUCAUUGGGGUUAUGUUACAUCAUUCUUGUUACAAGCAUUCAAUAAAUGAUUGUCUGCAAUAAAUAAAUACAAAAUGACGUGCAGAUUGAACAGUCUUUCAGGACUUACCUGUGAAAAAAAUACUGAUUUAAUUAUGGACGAUACGAAGCCAGUGGCUUUGCCACAGAAAAAAUACUAUCGACAACGAGCGCAUUCCAACCCCAUAGCAGAUCAUUGUAUAGAAUACCCAAUUAAACCGGAAUUGGUCGAUUGGAGUCUGCUGUAUCCACCCAAUAGCAUCGACAAACCAGAAGAUGAAAACUCUUCAGGUUCUUCAAGACAAGUGGAAUUCGCAGACAUUGGAUGCGGAUAUGGUGGACUUCUUGUGACAUUAUCUAGAAUGUUUCCAAAAACUCUGAUAUUGGGACUGGAAAUAAGGGUAAAAGUAUCUGAUUACGUGAUGGAUCGUAUUGCAGCUCUGAGGUCGCAGCAUCCUGGAGAAUAUAAUAACAUCGCGUGCUUGAGGACAAAUGCAAUGAAGUAUUUGCCAAAUUACUUUAAAAAAGGUCAGCUGAAGAAGGUAUUCUUCCUCUAUCCAGAUCCUCAUUUCAAGAAAGCUAAACAUAAAUGGAGGAUAAUCAAUAAAACAUUGCUUGCAGAAUAUGCUUAUGUAUUAUCUGAACAAGCACUAGUUUACACGGUUACAGACGUGAAAGAUCUUCAUGAGUGGAUGGUUCAUCAUUUCGUUGAACAUCCUUUGUUCGAGAGGAUUUCUGAUGCAGAGGCUAAUGCAGACCCCAUUGUGCCGAAACUCUAUGAAAGCACUGAAGAAGGACAAAAAGUGACUAGAAAUAAAGGCGAUAAAUUUCUCGCUGUGUUUCGACGAAUCAGAGAUCCGUACGAUUCUGGAAAAAUAUGCGCCGAUCCCCUGUGAAGUUUUGUGAAGAGAUUAAUAAAAAUAACAGAAAUUCAAA
This is a messenger RNA of Fopius arisanus, 974 nucleotides long. Its product is annotated as tRNA (guanine-N(7)-)-methyltransferase. Gene Ontology annotation, molecular function: tRNA (guanine(46)-N7)-methyltransferase activity. The record is from RefSeq and is a predicted model, not a curated record. Gene Ontology annotation, cellular component: tRNA methyltransferase complex. NCBI's taxonomy places the organism in Eukaryota, Metazoa, Arthropoda, Insecta, Hymenoptera, Braconidae. The transcript has 7 exons. Gene Ontology annotation, biological process: tRNA methylation; RNA (guanine-N7)-methylation. The coding region runs from base 95 to 934 and encodes 279 amino acids.